AUGAGUCUUUGGGUAGAUAAACAUCGCCCAAAAGAUUUAAUGAAAUUAGAUUAUCAUAAAGAUCAAGCUGCAAGGUUGAAAAACUUAGUGCAACAAAGUGACUUCCCUCACCUUCUUGUUUACGGCCCUUCGGGUGCCGGUAAGAAAACUAGGAUUAUGUGUUUGUUGAGAGAGCUUUAUGGAUCUGGUGCAGAAAGAUUAAGACAAGAAACCAUGCAUUUUACGACACCUUCUAAUAAGAAGAUUAAGAUUAUGACUGUAAGUAGUAAUUAUCAUAUUGAGGUUAAUCCGACCGAUGUUGGCAUUCAUGAUCGCGUUGUUAUCAUGGAUUUAGUAAAAAAUGUAGCUCAAACGCAUCAAAUUGAUUCUUCUGGUCAAAGAGAAUUUAAAGUUGUUAUAUUAAAUGAAGUAGACGAUUUAACAAAGGAUGCCCAACAUGCUCUGCGUCGAACUAUGGAAAAAUAUGUUACAACUUGUCGUCUUAUUCUCAUAGCAAAUUCUAUAUCCCGUGUUAUUCCUGCUAUUAGAUCAAGAUGUUUAACAAUAAGAGUGCCAGCACCAACUCAAGUUGAAAUUGCAAAUGUGUUACAUGCAGUAUGUAAAAAAGAGGGUCUUAGUUUACCAUCUGAAUUAGCUAUGCGUAUUGCUACUUGUGCAGAUCGAAAUUUACGAAGAGCACUGUUGAUGUGUGAAGCUUGUAAAGUACAGCAAUACCCUUUUACUGCUGAUCAAAAAGUACCUGAGCCAGAUUGGCAAAUAUUUAUAAGAAGUACAGCUUCUAUUAUACUAUCAGAACAAUCUCCAAAGAAAUUGGCUGAAGUAAGACAAAAACUUUAUGAACUAAUAAUACAUGGAGUUCCACCAGAUGUUAUUUUUGCUGGAUUAUUGAAAGAACUCGUAAGUAAUUGUGAUAUGUCCUUGAAAUGUCAAGUAGCAAGUCAUGCAGCUCGUUUUGAACAUCGAAUGAGGCUGGGUAAUAAGCCUAUAUUCCAUAUAGAAGCCUUUGUUGCAAAAUUUAUGGCUAUAUAUAAGAAAUUUGUAGAAGAAUCCCUCGGAGAUGCCUUC
This is a messenger RNA of Brenthis ino (lesser marbled fritillary), 1065 nucleotides long. Lineage: Eukaryota; Metazoa; Arthropoda; Insecta; Lepidoptera; Nymphalidae. The record is from the annotation of a GenBank genome assembly.